This is a messenger RNA of Lactuca saligna, 1662 nucleotides long. Lineage: Eukaryota; Viridiplantae; Streptophyta; Magnoliopsida; Asterales; Asteraceae. The record is from the annotation of a GenBank genome assembly.
AUGUCUCCCAAAAAUAAGAACUGGUCAGGAGAAGAAGAAGAGAAAUUAGCACAAGCUUGGUUGACGGUUUCGGAAGAAGACGUUGGUGAAACUUACGUUCGAAAUGUUGAUAAAAUAUGCUUGAAGUGGCACGAUAUGAGGGUCAGGUGUUCUGAGUUCAAUGGAAUUUACAACUUUGUUAUAAACAACGUUCAUGAAGCCGAAAUCGAUCCGGUUAAUAUGGCCAUGGAGCAAUAUGAAAACACAAAUCAACAACGUUUUAGACAUGUCAAAGCUUGGCAAAAAUUGAAGAAUUCCCCAAAAUGGAAUAAUCUUGCAAAAAAACACAAAUUAGAAGUUUGGUAUCCCAUGUUAGUGGUAGGAGAAUAUGGUGCUGAUGUGGCACCCACCACAUAUAUGAAGACAAGAGAUGUCAAUCGAUCUUUCAGAAUUCUAAACAAUCAAGUGAUCGCCCCUAUUGGUCUCUCUUUCUCUUUACUCAGAUCACUCACACAAACCGCAUUGUCUUCUUCUUUCUCUGUUUCUCUCUCCAAUCCAUCAAUGGAUGUAGCUGUGAUCGAUUGGAAAGAUUCGAAGUUCGAAAAGGACAUACUUUAUGAAGACAUUAACGCUCCACAAUGGAUUGAUUUCUCCAAUCAUGAUCCUCCUGUUGAUGAUGAAGCUUGGUUCUGCCGCCCUGAUUGUGAUCAUCCAAAGACGGUGGAAGAUUUCUUCAGGCAAAGAACCCCCAAUUCCGCAAAGCUUCCUAGAUCGGUUAGCGUUUCAGAGAUCCCUGAAUUUAGUGAUCGAAAUCGCAGAGAUGCAGCAUUGAAGAAGAGGGGUUUCCCAUUGAACAAAGACUCAAAAACUACAAAAUGCAUUCAAGAUAGUGAGAAUCAGAACCCCAAUUUCUCAACCCCUCCUAUUCACAAACCCAAAUCCAUAAAAGAAAUGAUCAAAUCAAGCUCAGAGAAGAUCAAUGUCGAUAACGAUUUCUUACUAAAAGAAGAACCCCAACCCCCAAGGCUUCUGAAACACACAUUGUCUGCUCGAAAUCUAUUUGCUGGAAGAGAUAUAUUGAAUCAGGUCACUGAGUUUUGCAACGAGUUGAAGCGAUUGGCAACAAGAACAAAAGAUAAUGGUGAAAAAGAGAUUGUAAAUAAGAGUGUGGUGCCUUCAAAGAAACAGGAAAUGGGAGUUUUGCAGGAAAGUAAAAGUGAAAGGAAGCCAUUGUUAGAGAAUCCUGAAGAAAUGGAGCAUAAGAAUGUCAAGGAGAAGCUCACAAGGAAAAAGAUGAAUGGUGAUUUAGAGAACACCCCGAUUGCAUUAAAUAUGAAAACCAUAAGAGGCAAAGAUGAGGAAAGACUGUUGCAGAUUCGAACAAAUCCUCCAUCGCCGCAAUGCUUUUCUGCUAACCGUGGGACCCCCAAACCCACCCCACCCCCUAAGGCAUCACGUCUGAGAACUAAGGAGAGAGGGAUACUAGAAGAAAUCAGUAUAAAGGAGGUGAAGAAGGAAGUCAAAGUCAAUACAAAUCAAGCUGCUCCUCUUUUAACACAGAAUGAAGCAAAAGGGUUGGAUGUUUUCUGGUUGUUUAAACCCUGCACACUUUCUGGCUAAAUUUUAUUUUAUUUUUUAUAAAAAAAAAUAAUAAUAUGAGUUCCUCUUUUCAUUAUGUUUCCA